GGCCGCCAGCACCCGAUCCGCUAAGGAGAAAAGAAGAAGGCGGCGGAAGGAAAGGCAGGCCGAGGGAGAUAAAUUACUCCACCCCGGCCACUCGCCCCCGGCAGCGGCCAGCGGUCCUCCUCGCCCCCAUCCAAAUCCCACGCCGUCCCCCUCGCGGAGGAGGCCGGCGGCCAUGGAGGAGGAGAGGAAGGGGUUCCAGCCCCAUCUGAUGGGCCUGGGCGGCGGGGGCAGGCUGAGGGGCGCGGCGGGGGCGAUGGGCCUGCAGAAGCAGAACUCGUGGUCGCCCGACAUCGAGCGCGACGAGGCGUGGGAGCGGCGGCGGCGCGGGAUUCUCGGCCGGGGCCGCCGCUCGCCGCUGCAGCGCGCGCAGAGCGUCACCGACGACCAGCUCGACGAGCUGCGCGGCUCCCUCGAUCUGGGCUUCCGCUUCGACCCGCCCUCGCAGCGCUGCGCCGCCUGCGACGCCGGCAGGAGCCGCCUCGUCGAGACGCUCCCGGCGCUCGACCUCCUCUACGCCGUCGCCGCCAACGCCGGCGCCGGUGCCGGCGGCUGCGCGGCCGGCCAGAGCCAGUGCUCUUGCGGCGCCUCCUCGGAGGCCUCCGAGCCGUCGCCCAUCGGGAGCCCCCUCUCCAUACUCUCCCCAGAUGACCCGCCGGAGACGGUGAAGAUGAGGCUGAAGCAGUGGGCGCAGGUGGUGGCGCUGUCCAUGCGCAGCCGCUCCUGAACCAACCAGCCAUCAACAACUCCGUGGUACGCCAACGUGAAAGCUAUACCGAAUUCAGAGGAGGGACAACCAGCGACGCAGAAGAAAAGAAUCAUCCCUCCCUGGCUCGAGAUCGAAGAAGCAACCAAUGAUGAGCAAGCAAGCAACGAGAAGAGAAUCUAUUAGGUGUCGUCGGACGAUCGGCCAGCCGCCUUCCACAUCUGCUCUGGCAUCGCAUCUUGGACUAGCUAUAGCUUAGCCUGCUGCUACUAAUCGACUUUCUGUCACAUGUUUAUCGUUGAGCAAUUCGAAAACCAUACUCCGUAAUCCGCGUUACCUCUGUUAUAAUUAGUUCCUCCUCCCCUCCCCUGAUCUUCAGUCGCGGAGGCAUUGCUUCCGUUAGUAGUUACCUCCCCUGAUUUCGUCGUAGUAAUAAUUUCGACAUCCCUGUACAUUGGCGCAUCAUCACCAUCAAUCAUCAGCAGGUAGAUUAGAUUAAUUUUAA
Molecule: messenger RNA, 1208 nt
Organism: Aegilops tauschii subsp. strangulata
Lineage: Eukaryota; Viridiplantae; Streptophyta; Magnoliopsida; Poales; Poaceae
Source: RefSeq, a predicted model, not a curated record